AUGAUGUCCCGACAGCCGAAACACAAAGAUACUGUGACAGCAGUCGCAUGGGUGACCAGUGAUGAGGUGGUGAGUUGUGGGGAUGAUCAGCAACUGUUGAAGUGGAACUUAAUCGAUUUCGAAGCACAUCCUCUGACGCAACUACCAAGUAACAUUUAUCCCACUGGUAUGCAUUGGUUUCCUCGAGGAUUACUGAGACAAUCAACGAACGAUGUUUUCGUACUCACUUCUACGGAAGGGAAAUUCUACAUAUACAACCGCAGUGGUCGUCUUGAAAAAGCCGUUGACGCGCACAAAGGUGCCGCAUUGUGUGCUCGAUGGAGUUACGAUGGAUCUAGUCUUUUGACAUGUGGCGAAGACGGAACAGUGAAGAUGUGGUCAAGGAACGGAAUGCUCAGAAGUAUGCUUGCUCAGAAUGGAACACCAGUGUAUGGGGUCAGCUGGAGCGCAGAUAGUGCACAGAUCGUUUACUGCUGUGCAGAGAAUUGCUUCAUAAAAGCGUUGAAAUCACAGGUGUGGGAUGCAUACGGUCGACCACUAUUUACUAGUGCUCCACAUGACUAUCCAAUAACUUCUGCAGCAUGGAAUGCCGAAGGAGAUCUUUUUGCUGUUGGGUCCUUCAAUCUUAUAAGACUUUGUGAUAAAGCCGGGUGGUCACAUUCGUUGGAGAAACUGGCAACAGGAAGCAUAUUUGCGAUGAGUUGGUCACCGGACAGCACUCAGCUUGUGGCUGGUUGUGCGAAUGGACAUCUCAUACAUGCACACGUAAUCGAAAAACGCGUUUCAUGGCGUAAUCUGGAAGCGAUUCAAUCGAAACGAAGAACAGUGGAUGUUAGAGAUGUGGUAUCGGAUGUUGCUCGCGAGAAACUAGAAAUGCGUGAUCGUGUCACGAAGCUCGCAUUGGGAUUUGAACAGCUUGUUGUCACAACCACAAAGCAAUGCUACAUCUUCAGUGCAAAAAAUUGGAAUACUCCGGUGAUUAUCGAUCUGAAGGAAUGCAGUGUAUCACUGAUCGUUAUUUGUGAGAAGUUCUUUUUACUGGUUGAUGGAGGUAUUGUUCAAAUACUAACCUACGAAGGUCGGACGCAGUCCACCAUAAAGUUACCAUCAACCGCUCAAAGUGACACAAUCUCAGAGCAAACCGCAGCCCUAUCAAACGAUACGACCGCGAUUCGAGACCGAAAUGAUCACAAAAUAAUUCAUUUAUUCGAAACAAUGACUGGUAAAAAUGCUGGCGAUGGAAAAAUUAUACAUACGAAUGAUAUAAUCGAAGUUGUGAUUGAUCAGUGCGGUGUUGCAAAUGAACGAAAAGUAGCUUUCGUUGAUAAGAGUCUCGACUGCUUUAUCAGCCUCGUCAAAACGUACGGCAUCUCGCAACGAAUCGCUAAACUCGGCACAAUGAUCACAAAUAUACGUUUCAACGAUCAAACGAAUAUGCUGGCUGGUCUUGAGGAUAAUCGACUUGUGAUUUGGAGUUAUCCUUCAGUUGUAUUCAUCGAUAAAGAUCUCCUCCGAAGAACGAUCAUCGAACGAGAAGCAAGUGACUUCGGAAAAUCACCAUAUUUAUUGGCUUUUAUUGGCAAUCACGUAUCCAUAAGACGACCAGACGGAUCGUUGGUUCCAUGUGGUGUUUCACCGUUUCCGGCUGCGUUAAGUGCUUACAUCAUUGCUUCAAAAUGGGAUCAGGCUAUUCGCCUUUGUCGACACAUGAGAGAAGAAUAUCUAUGGGCAAUGUUAGCCGCAAUGGCCGCGAAUGCAAAAAAUUUCCACGCAGCAGAAAUCGCAUACGGAGCAUUGGAUGAGGCUGAAAAAGUGGGGUUUCUAUCCGAGUUAAGAGAGCAAUCAAGUAAAGAUGUCAAAGCAGCGUUAAUGACCGCUUUCACGGGCAAUAUACGAGAUGCAGAUGCGAUGCUUGUGCAAACAAAAAAUAUCUUUCGUGCGAUCAUGUUCAAUAUAUCACUGUUCAGAUGGCAGAGAGCGUUGGAACUAGCCGUUCAGCAUAAGAUGCACCUGGACACAGUGAUUGGCUAUAGACAAAGAUACUUGCAGCAGACUGGUCGUAAGGAGACUGACAAGAAUUUCCUGCAGCAUCUCGCUGAGGUUGAAAUCGACUGGGAGCACAUUCAAGAAAAAAUUCGGCAAGACGAAGAAAUUGAUCAAAAAUGA
Messenger RNA from Anisakis simplex (herring worm), 2166 nucleotides. Lineage: Eukaryota; Metazoa; Nematoda; Chromadorea; Rhabditida; Anisakidae. The record is from the annotation of a GenBank genome assembly.